UAUAUAACAAAUUUCUAGUGUAAAAAUUAAAUUCAGCUCAAAACGAAUCAGUUAUAUUAUUUAGAGUAACUAGACUUUUAAAAGAUUAUGAAAAUGUUUCUGCGAUUAUUAUUGACUGUAUUCUUCUGUGGUUUCGUUUUGUGUCAAAUGGUGAAUAGCCAAUACAGAGAGGCAGAGUUUAAUCAUGCAGAUCCUGAUGGAUAUAAUGCAUUAUAUGAAGAAGAUCCUAAUUACAUUCAAAAACGUGUUCAAUUUCUACGUCUCGGUAAAAGAUUAGCCAGGAAAUCUGCAUAUCCUUAUGUUGGUUAAACAUUAUGCUGAUUUCUUUAAAAGAUAUGAAAAAACAACUGUUUAACAAAAAUACAAAUUUUUAAAAUGAAACUAAAUUAAUAUAUAAGUAAUUAUUUACGAA
This is a messenger RNA of Schistosoma curassoni, 412 nucleotides long. Lineage: Eukaryota; Metazoa; Platyhelminthes; Trematoda; Strigeidida; Schistosomatidae. The record is from the annotation of a GenBank genome assembly.